This is a messenger RNA of Amblyraja radiata (thorny skate), 1763 nucleotides long. RefSeq names its product PR domain containing 12a (gene prdm12a). Gene Ontology annotation, molecular function: histone methyltransferase binding. The transcript has 5 exons. The coding region runs from base 443 to 1492 and encodes 349 amino acids. Gene Ontology annotation, biological process: regulation of gene expression; neurogenesis. The record is from RefSeq and is a predicted model, not a curated record. Gene Ontology annotation, cellular component: nucleus. NCBI's taxonomy places the organism in Eukaryota, Metazoa, Chordata, Chondrichthyes, Rajiformes, Rajidae.
AACCACGGCUGCCGAUGAGUUUAAAAAGGGAUCAAGUUGGCGAGUUUGUGUGACUGGGGGUUUGCCUUCAACAGGUGCACAGUGAAGCUGAUGGGACGUAUAUCCCGGCCCAUGGUCCCCCCCCCCCCCCCUCAUCCACCCACCCCCUCCCCUCCCUCCCUUCCUCCCUCUCUCUCGCCACAUGGUCUAUCCUGUAAGCUUCCUCUCCCGAGACGUCAGUAGGUCAUUAAUAACCAAUUAGGAGGUCACUCAGGCGGCUAUAAAGAGGGCUGAGGAUUUUUUGGAGGGGUUUUGUUGGAGAUACUUCUGUUCUGUCCUUCACCCCCCUCUCUCCGUCUCUCCUCGCCCUCCCGUUCUCUGCCGCCGUCCUCUCUCCACCUCUUGGGAGCCGCGACCGACCUUCCCCGCCCCCCCCCCCCCCACCCCCCACCCCCCUUGAGUCAUGGGCUCAGUCCUACCGUCCGAGGCGCUGUCUCUCAAGGCUGGCUUCAAGCCUCACGGUUUCUCGCUGGCGGAGAUCAUCACAUCCGACAUCCUGCACAGUUUUCUGUACGGCCGGUGGAGAAACGUCCUCGGCGAGCAGCUGUUCGAGGAGAAGAACGGCAGCGGGCAGAAGACGGCGUUCACGGCAGAGGCGCUGGCUCAGUCCUUCACCGGAGAGGUGCAGAAGCUGUCCAGCCUGGUGCUCCCGUCCGAGGUGAUCAUAGCCCAGAGCUCCAUCCCCGGCGAAGGUCUCGGCAUCUUCUCCAAGACGUGGAUUAAACCCGGCACCGAGAUGGGGCCAUUCACCGGCAGAGUCAUCUCCCCGGAACACGUGGAUCUGUUCAAGAACAAUAACCUGAUGUGGGAGGUUUUCAAUGACGACGGCACGGUGCGCUAUUUCAUAGACGCCAGCCAGGAGGACCACCGCAGCUGGAUGACCUACAUCAAGUGUGCCAGGAACGAGCAGGAGCAGAACCUGGAAGUGGUCCAGAUCGGGAACAACAUCUUCUAUAAAGCCACCGAGACAAUACCCCCGGACCAAGAAUUGCUGGUGUGGUACGGAAACACCCAGAACACAUUCCUCGGGAUACCCGGGGUCCCGGGAAUUGAAGAGGAACACAGGAAAAAGAACAAAGAUGACGAGCCUGGAGCAGCGGAUGGCUCUGGCGGCAGCAGUGCGGGCCGCAUGCGUUGCGUGAUCUGUUACCGCGGCUUCAACUCCCGCAGCAACCUGCGCUCCCACAUGCGCAUCCACACGCUGGACAAGCCGUUCAUCUGCCGCUUCUGCAACCGCCGCUUCAGCCAGUCCUCCACGCUGCGCAACCACGUCCGCCUGCACACGGGCGAGCGGCCCUACAAGUGCCAGGUGUGUCAGAGCGCCUACUCGCAGCUCGCCGGCCUGCGGGCCCACCAGAAGAGCGCUCGCCACCGGCCCUCAGCCGCCUCGCUGCAACAGCACUCGCCCCACACGGCCGCCCUCGCACACCGCAUCCCCACCAUGGUGCUGUGACUGGCCCGCCCGCCGCUCCACGCUCAACACAAGCCUCGCACCAGCUGAAUAUGUCCAUUGCCAGCGGCUGUGGGGGAGAGAAGGCGCAUCACCAUGGCUGAAAUAGACUUGAUGGGCCGAAUGGCCUAGUACUGUUCCCAUCACUUAUGAUCCAUGCCAUUGGGACGCGACCCACCCCGGGCACCAGUUCCUCCCCAGUCGCGGCGAGUCCACCUCGAACCAACGUAGGCACAAGGUUCCCUGCAUCUCUCCGGCGCCUGGUUGUCGCUCC